GCCACCAGCCGUCUGUCGCAGACUGCCCCACUGCUGUGGACUAAGCGGGGCACCUUCCAAGGAAAUAAACAACACAAGCUCACCACAGCUGACUUCCCGACGUGACGUCUACAGUUGUAAACAUAGCUGCUCGUGCUCGGGUUCGGCAUGCUCGUGACGCAGUCCAGAUUCCACCGGCUCUCUUGGCCUCCGUCACGUGUUUAUGUUUGGAAUUAGCAGACACCGGAGUGCCUCCUUACUAGAUGUUUACGCUCUGAAGACGACACCAGCCGCGACUAACCAAGCAUGCUGGCUCACAUGUCAAGAUGAAGAGUUUGGCGUCCUGGAACGGUCCAAGCUAUGUGUGUAUGUCUGUCUAGUGGUGGGAAGCCCAGCAGUGUCAGAAUCGUACACGGUACGAACUGUAAACAAAGCGGUCUGCGGAAUCCCAGACUGUCUGAGCUGUGGACGUUAACAAACUGUCGGUGUAUAAUGAGAGCCGGCGGUGCAGAGGGCAGAGUUAGACAAAAGCAACAGCAGCGACGGUCAAGAUGCAGCUACUCGUGUGCUCUCUGUAAGCAGUGUUCUGUGCGCAGACGGCACCGAAGCUCACGACAUGCCGUUGAAGAGCAGCAUCGGGACAGAGCCGGAGGACGGCUACGGCACGCCCAGCAUCCUGCAGAGGAUGGAGGAGCGUCUGAUCCAGAUGGCUGCGAGGCUAGAGACGCUGACGCGCACGGUGGACACGCAGCUGGCGCAGCUGGACAACAGCGUGCUGCAGCUGUACAGGGAGGUGGGCAGCAGUCGGCUGACAGAGACCCUAGCCGAGCUCAGGCAACCCGCGCUUGCAGCGAAGGCGCCCACCGCUACCGCCGACGCCAGCCCGCCCGACCUCGCGGACACCAUCAGCCAGGAGAUCCGCCAGUCGGAGCAACAACUGCAGGCGCAGCUCAACGACACGCAGCAGCGGCUGGUCACCCUGCUGGAGGAGGCGCGUCCCGUCGCCGCAGCGGCAGGCAGCGGCGCAACCACCGUCAUCGUGGAGCGGUGCAGCUUCCGGGACCAGUUCCAGACGGUCGACGAGUGGCGUCCGGCCGACUGCGCCGCCGUCCAGCAGCGACACCAGCGUAGCGGCGUCUACACCAUCUUCCCACCCGUGUGCGGCAACGGCGGCGGCAUCCGCGUCUUCUGCGACAUGGAAACGGGCGGCGGCGGCUGGACAGUGCUCAUGAGGCGCGCGGACGUGGCCGACCACCAGGACUUCAACAUGCGCUGGCAGAGCUACAAAUGGGGCUUCGGCAACCUCAGCAGCGAGUUCUGGCUGGGCAACGAGUACAUGAGCCUGCUGACCAGCAUGGAUCAGAUGCAGUUACGUGUGGAUCUGAAGGCUUGGGACAACGCCUCCACCUUCUCCACUUAUACUCCCUUCUCCAUCGGCACUGAACAGCAGAAAUACGCAAUGAAGAUUGGUAAGUAUGGAGGAAAUACUGGGGAUUCCCUGGCACAUUGUAACAACUGCAAGUUCUCAACGAAGGAUCAGGACAACGAUAGCUGGAGUAAGGACUGUGCAGUGGUGUACAAAAGUGCGUGGUGGCACAAGUCAUGCAUGUAUGUAACUCUGACAGGACAGUACGCCAAAGGUGACAUCAAAACGGCUAGGCAUGGAGUUACCUGGAAACACUGGAAGGGAGAAAGAUACUCGUUAAAGCAUGUCAAACUGAAAAUGCGUCCUGUUAAUUACAUGACUUGGUGUCACAAACUGGCGCAAGAAGGUGCAAGAGAAUAAUGGUGUUUAUGUUAUGCUGUCUUGCGUUUAUGGCUGCCAUGUUUAUUGCAUUACCAUGCUUUCCUUUUGCUUGGUUGUUUGCCAUCUCAAAUUUUGCAGCGAUGCAGGACAAAAUGUGGAAAUGACGUCCGUGCAAUUGACUAGGUGUCGGUGUAAAUAGCGACUUGGUAUGCCCAUUAUGCAGAAUAAUAUAUGUCAGACAUUAGUGAGUUAAGAGCCACGGUGCCUCAACUGCGAUAUGUCGAUUGCUGUCAAGGCUCUGUGUGCGUGGUUAAGUCCAUGGGGUCUGUUUAUGACCUGCACGAGUCAGUGCGUGACGUCAUUGGGUUUACUCCGUCGGCGGCUCGCAACAGGCAAAGUCAAGGCAGUCAAGAACCCGCACCAACGCGCCCCAGCAGCUCAACCAUUCACUUGGCCAUUGCUGAAAAUAAAAAAGAUGACGCUAUGUCGUUUGCCGUCCAAUAUUUCACUGCGCACGGCGCAGUUUACACCGUCUCUGUCACGAGGCGUUGCGAAAAACAACGCAAAGGCGUCAUCCAACAAUUUAUUUGAGAUAUCUGAGAUCCAAAUCAAACUUAAAUAGCCAUUUUUAAGAUCGUUGGUUCACAGCUCUGAUAUUUAACACUAAAAGUCCUGUGUCUGAGGUGCACUUUCCAAAAUAUGUGCAAAUCAUUCUGUGCUAGCUAUUCAAGGUCAUUCAUGAAUGGAUGAUGACAUGAAACGUUAUUCAUAUCCUUCCACCCCACUGGCAGCCACGUGGUGUUCAAGACAACGGACAACACGUUGCUUGGAUGUUAAUAUAUGACUUUCGUGAGCACCACUGCCACACACAAUGAAGGGCAAUCGGUUCUUUGA
Molecule: messenger RNA, 2620 nt
Organism: Pollicipes pollicipes
Lineage: Eukaryota; Metazoa; Arthropoda; Thecostraca; Pollicipedomorpha; Pollicipedidae
Product: techylectin-5B-like
Exons: 1
Coding region: 596-1765 (389 amino acids)
Source: RefSeq, a predicted model, not a curated record